AUGAAACGUGCUCAAAAAGAAAGAAGAACACAAAAAAACAAACCUAGCUCAAACUCAACUUCAGAAUUUAGCAAAGAUAAUCCUUAUAUCUCUAACUCUGCAGAAAAUACUGAAAAGUCUAAUGACUCAGCAACACCAGAAAGCACCUCUACUCCCCUAGCUAACUUGAACCAAUCUUCCUCAAG
Molecule: messenger RNA, 185 nt
Organism: Scutellospora calospora
Lineage: Eukaryota; Fungi; Glomeromycota; Glomeromycetes; Diversisporales; Gigasporaceae
Source: the annotation of a GenBank genome assembly